This is a messenger RNA of Helobdella robusta, 201 nucleotides long. RefSeq lists its product as hypothetical. Gene Ontology annotation, cellular component: membrane. The annotation marks the transcript as partial. Lineage: Eukaryota; Metazoa; Annelida; Clitellata; Rhynchobdellida; Glossiphoniidae. The record is from RefSeq and is a predicted model, not a curated record. The transcript has 2 exons.
CAGGUACUACAAUGCGUGUAUGGUUCGGUCUGUGCGCUACUUUUCUCAAUGUAUCUCGUUUUUGAUACGCAACUGUUAAUGGGCGACAAAUCGAACAGAAUAAGCGAAGAGGAGUAUAUAUACGCUGCCCUACAAUUGUACCUAGACAUGGUGCAGAUCUUCUUGGCCAUCUUACAAAUUGCCGGGGCUGUUAAGAACUAG